Canis lupus familiaris (dog) is the source of this 3828-nucleotide messenger RNA. RefSeq names its product Rho GTPase activating protein 44 (gene ARHGAP44). NCBI's taxonomy places the organism in Eukaryota, Metazoa, Chordata, Mammalia, Carnivora, Canidae. Bases 154 to 2595 code for a protein of 813 amino acids. The record is from RefSeq and is a predicted model, not a curated record. Gene Ontology annotation, biological process: signal transduction; negative regulation of Rac protein signal transduction; positive regulation of GTPase activity. Gene Ontology annotation, cellular component: cytoplasm; leading edge membrane; presynaptic active zone. The transcript is spliced from 21 exons. Gene Ontology annotation, molecular function: GTPase activator activity; protein binding.
CCCGGAGGCUCCCGGAGGCUCCCCGAGGCUCCGCAGUGCCGCCGCCGUCGCCGUCGCCCGGGAGGCUCCGCGCGGGAGCCAUGUAACCCGCGGCGGGCUCCGGGCUGCUCCGUCCUCGCCCAGCUCCCGGGCCAGCGCGGCAGCGGGGCCACGAUGAAGAAGCAGUUCAAUCGCAUGCGCCAGCUGGCCAACCAGACGGUGGGCAGGGCAGAAAAGACUGAAGUUCUGAGUGAAGACCUGCUUCAGGUGGAGAAGCGCCUGGAGCUGGUGAAGCAAGUUUCCCAUAGCACGCACAAGAAGCUCACUGCAUGUCUCCAGGGCCAGCAAGGGGCCGAGGCCGACAAGCGUUCUAAAAAGUUGCCUUUGACAACACUGGCUCAGUGUUUGAUGGAGGGGUCAGCUAUCCUGGGAGAUGACACACUUCUUGGGAAGAUGCUGAAGCUCUGCGGAGAGACAGAGGACAAGCUGGCCCAGGAGCUGAUCCACUUUGAGUUGCAGGUGGAGAGAGACGUGAUUGAACCCCUGUUUUUGCUGGCCGAGGUGGAAAUCCCAAACAUUCAGAAGCAGAGGAAACAUUUAGCCAAGUUGGUGCUGGACAUGGAUUCUUCACGAACAAGGUGGCAGCAGACUUCCAAAUCUUCAGGUUUGUCCAGUGGCUUACAACCUGCGGGUGCCAAAGCCGAUGCCCUCAGGGAAGAAAUGGAAGAGGCUGCCAACAGAGUGGAGAUUUGCAGGGACCAGCUAUCGGCAGACAUGUACAGUUUUGUGGCCAAAGAAAUUGACUAUGCAAACUACUUUCAAACGCUCAUAGAAGUGCAAGCAGAGUACCACAGGAAGUCACUGACACUCUUGCAGGCUGUGUUGCCUCAGAUAAAAGCACAGCAGGAGGCCUGGGUCGAGAAGCCUUCCUUCGGGAAGCCCCUGGAGGAGCACCUCAUGAUCAGCGGCCGGGAGAUCGCCUUCCCCAUUGAGGCCUGUGUGACGAUGCUCCUCGAGUGUGGGAUGCAGGAGGAGGGACUCUUCCGCGUGGCACCAUCUGCUUCCAAGUUGAAGAAGCUGAAAGCUGCCCUGGACUGCUGCGUGGUUGAUGUGCAGGAAUACUCGGCAGAUCCCCAUGCAAUUGCAGGAGCUUUGAAAUCUUACCUCCGAGAGUUGCCGGAACCUCUUAUGACCUUUGAACUCUAUGACGAGUGGAUUCAGGCUUCCAAUAUUCAGGAGCAAGACAAGAGGCUUCAGGCUCUGUGGAAUGCUUGUGAAAAAUUGCCCAAGGCCAAUCACAACAACAUCCGAUACUUGAUCAAAUUUUUGUCCAAGUUAUCAGAAUAUCAAGAUGUAAACAAGAUGACUCCCAGUAACAUGGCAAUUGUGUUAGGACCCAACCUCCUGUGGCCACAAGCGGAAGGGAAUAUCACAGAGAUGAUGACCACAGUUUCACUGCAGAUCGUUGGGAUCAUCGAACCCAUCAUCCAGCAUGCAGAUUGGUUCUUCCCUGGGGAGAUAGAGUUCAACAUCACAGGGAAUUACGGGAGUCCCGUGCACGUAAACCACAACGCCAACUACAGCUCCAUGCCCUCCCCAGACAUGGACCCUGCUGACCGGCGCCAGCCGGAGCAGGCCCGCCGGCCCCUCAGUGUCGCCACGGAUAACAUGAUGCUGGAGUUUUACAAAAAGGAUGGCCUUAGGAAAAUCCAAAGCAUGGGCGUGAGGGUCAUGGACACGUCCUGGGUGGCUCGAAGAGGCUCCUCGGCCGGCAGGAAGGCGUCCUGCGCCCCGCCCACCAUGCAGCCCCCCGCGCCGCCGCCCGCCGAGCUUGCCGCGCCUCUGCCAUCGCCCCUCCCGGAGCAGCCCCUGGACGGCCCCGCGGCGCCCUCGCUGUCGCCGUCGGGCCUGGGCCUCCAGCCCGGGGCCGAGCGCACCAGCACUGCUAAAAGCAAGGAGCUUUCUCCAGGAUCUGGGCAGAAGGGGAGUCCAGGCUCCAGCCAGGGGAUGCUCUGUGCAGGGACGCAGCCAGGGGCACAAGCAGGCGCCAGCCCCAGCCAGCCGCCCCCAGACCAGAGCCCUCACACUCUUCGGAAAGUUUCCAAGAAGCUGGCGCCGAUUCCACCCAAGGCCCCCUUCGGCCAGCCGGGGGCAGGGACGGACCAGUCGGCCGGCCAGCCGUCCCCGCUCAGCCUGUCCCCCACCCCGCCGAGCACCCCGUCGCCCUACGGACUGAGCUACCCGCAGGGGUACGCCCUGGCCUCGGGCCAGCUGUCCCCCGCCGCCGCGCCUCCCCUCGCCUCCCCCGCCGGCUUCGCGGGCGCCGCCGCCAAAUCUCGGCCCACCCCCAAGCCCCGACAGAGACCCACCCUGCCGCCCCCGCAGCCCCCCACCGUCGGCCUGCCCGCCCCCAGCCCGCAGUCCGCGGAGCACCCGGUGCUGGACGGCAUGGCCCCCGGGGAGAGCAUGUCUACAGAUCUCGUCCACUUUGACAUCCCCUCCAUCCACGUAGAGCUGGGGCCGCCGCUCCGCCUGAGCCCCCUGGAGCACGCGCGGCGACACUCGGUGACAGACAAGAGGGACUCGGAGGAGGAGUCUGAGAGCACCGCCCUCUGACCCGCGCCACCCCGCCCCGCGUGUACAUACUGGGCCCCACCCCUGCCCCCUGGGCUGGCCGCGCGCCGGCUGGAGCCCUGCACGCCGUGCGGAUCGCUGUCACCUCCGGCCUGCGUGGCCCGUGUUAGGGCCGACCUUGUUGUUCCCUUGGGGUGGUGAUUUUGGCCUUUUGUUUGAUCUUUGCCUUUUGACUUUGUGCCUAUUUUGAUCUACUUUCAGCCUCCGUGCGGCGCGGCACCCGUCCGCCCCAGGGCUUCGUGUCAGCAAGGUCCUCUGCGGGUGUAGGCUGGGGGUGCGCGGGAGGGUGAGGGAGGCCGAUCGCUCGUCCCACCUGCAGCGCAGAGUUCGGGCCCUGACCUUUGCCCGCUGCACAAGUCGGGGUGGGAGUGGGUGGCACCCCGUGUAAAUCAAGGCUGCCCUUAACGCGUGGGCUCUAAAGUCAAUGGCUUAAAACAAAAUUUGUUCCACUUUCUGAUGGUUUGAGUUUUCCCUGACCGUGUGACCGAGCGCUCCUGUCAUCACCACCUUUUUCUACUUCUGAAUUUAAAAGACGGUCCCGAGGGUGUUGGGGGCCCAAAGAUCGCACCCCCCCCCCCACCCCCAGCAACCUCCACCGACGGUAAUUCCGCAGUCUCCACGGGCUCAUCGCUGGGCUGGGGCGGCCACAGGGACUAGCAAUAAACCUGUUACCUGGAGGAUGGGAAGGCGGCCUGUGGAGACCCAAGGCGGGUGCCACCGGCCCUGCAGCGCGGCGGGCUUCGCUCAGCAGUGGCUCAUCACCCCCUCUCCGCCCUUGGGGUGUCCCGUCUGUCCUUGGGGAGCCCAGUCACACUUGGGGAUGAAGGGAGCGAGACACAGGUUCGGGUCAUGCAUGCCAAGUCAGACUUUCCAAUUUUAUCCUUUUAAAAUAGAUGCGAUAUACCUAUACAUGAUAUAAUAUUUGUACAUAUGAAAUCUAUAUUUGUUUAAUUUGAGCCACUCAAACUAAACCAAUGUAUAGGUGUACAAUGAGAAAUCUAAAUGCUUAGUUAUUUUUUCCCAACACAGUGUAAAAUAACCCUGCCCUGAUGGUGGGAUUUGCCAACUUUUGGUGUUAACAGCUUUGCUCACUUCCUGGCAAGGACGGGUCAGUACCCAAUUUGUAACGGAGCCCAGGGGUCGAAAGAUACCUUUAAAUACAUGUACAAAUAGUUGUCAAAAGUAAUGUUAUUAAAAUAGAUUUAUUAUCCCUGA